This is a messenger RNA of Alosa sapidissima (American shad), 1298 nucleotides long. RefSeq lists its product as uncharacterized. NCBI's taxonomy places the organism in Eukaryota, Metazoa, Chordata, Actinopteri, Clupeiformes, Clupeidae. The coding region runs from base 346 to 1113 and encodes 255 amino acids. The record is from RefSeq and is a predicted model, not a curated record. The transcript has 5 exons. Gene Ontology annotation, biological process: regulation of apoptotic process.
AACUUCGGUAGUAAGUAUUAUUAUUUAACAUGCAGCUAUUAAAUUGAAUCUACCGGUGUCUUGGAAAAGAAUAUUUCUUGAUGACCUCACCAAAAGCAUUGGUCAGCUACCACACACGGAGAAGAUCAGAGAAGACAACCACGGGAAAGUACAUCUACAGCACGCGCAGGCAUGGCAGGGACUUUCCGAAGAAGAUAUUUCCAAGUCCCUCCCAAAACUACAAUAUAUCUGUAGUAGGCUAGGCUGUAGGGUUAAACCGAAGUCUUCGUUAAUAACGUCUCUGGUUAAACUGUUAAUGGUUAAUAGUUAAAUACAGGGAUUUCUUUGUGGCAUUGACGCCCAUAAAUGGAUCUAACAGUAAACGCACCCACAAGUGGCUUCGUUGUUUCCCCUGAGAAGCAAUUAAGAAGUCACUUGUUCACUCUCAGUCAGUCAUUGCCACCCUGCUUAGUGGAGAAGAUGACAACUUACCUGUUCCAUACACGGACCAUUACAAAUCAUGAAGUUGGAGUUAUUACGUCUCAACCAACAGGGACGCAAAAAGCCUCCCAACUACUUCAGAUCGUCUUACGGAAAGGUCGGCAUGCAUGCUUGCAGUUCUACCAAUGCCUGGCACAUUGUAAUCCGGAUCUGUCUGAGAAACUAACAGACUAUACUGUAUCCACACCAUCAAAAACCACUGAUGAACAGCCAUCCAGGAACUACCUAUCUACAGUGAUGCCCGGAGAUUACACAGAAAAGUCCACUUCUCAAUUUUGCUCCUCUCCAGAGAAGAAGUUUACUCCUUACACACCAGCCUACAUCAUAAACAUUCACAACUCAAACUUGACUCACUGUGUCAUUGGGAACCAGAGUAGCCAAAUAAUUUCCACCGAACAGGAGCAUCUUGUGGCUGAGAGACAAGACUAUAGCUUACAAGAUACUGUGAGAAGCAUUCCGAUGUCUGGUCAGCAGAGAGCAGCAGAGAUCUCUGGAGAACCUCACCAUAUCCAGGUGCAGGACUCGCAUGUGGAGUAUGUCAUCAUUGGCAAUGAGAACUCUAUGGUGGUAAACAGAACACAAAGUGGAGAAGAGGAUGAUAGUGAGGAAUACCUCGAAAGUUCCGAUGGUUGAUUACAAUAUUCCAACCAGAAAAUAUACUGGAUUGUGAUUGGACACUCUUUUGGUUUGAUUUUGCUUUCAACGGAAUACUGCACAGUUUUAUUAUUUCAUACUAUACUGUAUAUAUUAAGAGUUCAAAGAAUUCUAGAUGACUGAUAUAUCCACUAUUGUGGAAAUAAAUUUCUUACCAUAAUCUA